Molecule: messenger RNA, 1185 nt
Organism: Pangasianodon hypophthalmus (striped catfish)
Lineage: Eukaryota; Metazoa; Chordata; Actinopteri; Siluriformes; Pangasiidae
Product: replication protein A 32 kDa subunit-A
Exons: 9
Coding region: 154-900 (248 amino acids)
Biological process (GO): DNA replication; double-strand break repair via homologous recombination; nucleotide-excision repair
Cellular component (GO): site of double-strand break; DNA replication factor A complex; chromosome, telomeric region
Molecular function (GO): DNA binding
Source: RefSeq, a predicted model, not a curated record
GAAUCGGUUCGCUCAAAAGAGUCGUUUAAGGUGAACCGAUUGCUCAUUAAUCGACCAUCACUAGGAAAUUAGCUAUACUGGCCGGCCUUCAACUACAAACUAAAUAAUUUAUCUUUAUUUGGCUAUUUGGGCUUUUUUCAGUUAAUAUACAUUAUGGAGAGCCAAGGUUACGGGUAUAGCUCUUCUCCAGGAGGAUUUUCAUCUUCAAAAAAUGAAAGAAAGCCAAAAACAGCAGGAAUACUGUGUGUACUGCCAUGCACUGUGUCUCAGCUCCUGUCAGCUAGAGAACACAGAGACUCCUUCUUUGUAAGAGACAUGGAGCUCAACCAGGUGACUGUGGUGGGUUUGAUCAGAAGAGCCAAACCCACGAUGACACAUCUUGUGUAUUCUCUGGAUGAUAUGACUGGCCCUGCUCUAGAUGUCAAACAGUGGCUGAAUCUUGAGGAUGUCAAUAUGAAUCAUUGCGUUAUUCCUCCUGGGACAUAUGUCAAAGUAGUUGGAAGCCUUCGCUCCUUUCAGCACCACAGGUCCAUGGUAGCUUUCAACAUCCGCCGUCUGGACAACUUUAAUGAGAUCACUUCACACAUGUUGGAGGUGAUUCAUGCCCAUCUGCAGAGUGAUAGCAGCUCGUAUAGUAGGAUGAAAAAUGAGACCACAACUAUAAUCAACACAUCACAUGCAAGUGACCCAGCCACCAUGGGUUUUACAGCCAGUCAGAGGCAGGUAUUUACAUUGAUUAAGAGCUGUCCUUUGGCCGAAGGCAUCAGUAUGCAGUGUCUGAGGAAUUCACUCAAAUAUCUCUCCUUCUAUGACAUCAGGACUUGCCUGCAGUUUCUUAUAAAUGAAGGGCACAUUUACUCUACAAUUGAUGACUGCCAUUUCAAGUGUACCAACGGCUAAAGUAAUUUGAUGGUUUGAGCAAAAUCUAAGUCUUUAAUUUUUUGUAUCCAGUGGACUACAUAAAUGACAAUGAAAAAAACAUCUGCCCUUGUAUAUUUCAGUUGUUUAUAUUGUUAGAAAAUGAUUUGUAAAUUGUCUAUAAUGCAUUAGUUUUCGGUGUUUUGUGUUGUUUUGACUGUUGUUCUCACAGAUGUUUGAAAUUGUGAGUAAAUAUAUAUAUAUAUAUAUACCUCAUAACUUUUUGUGUUAUUCUUACUCACAAUUUUUUGUAUUGUUACCUGGAUA